This is a messenger RNA of Hippocampus comes (tiger tail seahorse), 2571 nucleotides long. Its product is annotated as pyruvate dehydrogenase [acetyl-transferring]-phosphatase 1, mitochondrial-like. Gene Ontology annotation, biological process: protein dephosphorylation. Gene Ontology annotation, molecular function: cation binding; [pyruvate dehydrogenase (acetyl-transferring)]-phosphatase activity. NCBI's taxonomy places the organism in Eukaryota, Metazoa, Chordata, Actinopteri, Syngnathiformes, Syngnathidae. The coding region runs from base 703 to 2256 and encodes 517 amino acids. The transcript has 6 exons. Gene Ontology annotation, cellular component: mitochondrion. The record is from RefSeq and is a predicted model, not a curated record.
UUUUAUUUCAUAAAUGUGUAAACAAAUCAAAGCAGUAAAGAAGAUCUCAGCUCCAAAAAGAUUGAUGAUCCCUGGUUUAAAAGUCACUGAAACAACAAUUCAUCUUAUACUAGCUUUUCAUAUUUAUCUUAUUUUUCCCCUUCAACGUCGUUGUAAUUAAAUGUUUUAGCUACAUUUUAUUUUGAAUUUUCACUUAUACUGUUCAUCCAGAAUUUUCCAUUUGUAGGAGUUUCUGAAUGGGAGUGGAAUCUUGUACAAGCAUUUUGGCUUUCAUUCCCUCCUUGCACUGUUGUUAAAUUGUGCUAAACAAACAAACAAACAAACGAACUUGAAGCUUGUCUGUUUUUGGAAGUGACUUCAAGUUGCUGUUUUUUAUUUUCUUGAAUUACUUGAGGGUGGUCUAUUGUUGGGCCUGGGGGGUCCAAAGGUGACUGUGUCAACUGUUCCUUUGUUCUGUGUGUGUGUGUUUUGUGAGCAAGUUGAUGGUUGACCGAUUAGUUACGUCAUGCAACAUGAUGCGAAAGCUGCCAAAGGUCUCGAGACAGGCGUCAAGACGACGACCAAUUGGACAAGCUCUGACUCCCAAAGGAGAAAGUCCCAAGGUGAGGUGGCGAGAGUGCAACUCGGCACAUUGGCUCAACUAGUCAUCAACUAUUUGGACUGCACUCAAUAUCAAAGAGGUACAAGACAGGAAAAACAGCCAUGUUGGGAGGAGGCGUCAACGUGGGCCGGCGGCGCAACUUGCGCGGGCUCUUGCUGUUUAUCGGGCGGGGGCCUCCAUCUCUGCCUGCCUGCAGACGCCAUCACCCAGCAGGAGGAAGGAGGAGCAGCAAAUACAGAGCGGCUAUGGAAGUUCACGGGGCACACAUGAGCGCACCUGACAUCAACAACAUCCUCAAGGCCAACGAAUACAGCCAAGUCCUGCCGCGAGGCCCCGCCUCCCACGGCGCACUGUCCUUCCAUAGCAACACGCUGGCGUCCAACCAGCCGGGCGAGGACUGCCGCAGCAGCGCCACCUGCCUGUGGGAGGGCGGCGGCGUCCUGUUCGGCGUCUUUGACGGUCACGGGGGCCCGGCGUGUGCGCGCGCCGUCAGCCGCCGUCUGUUCUACUACAUCGCUGUGGCCACGCUGCCCCUGGCCGCGCUUGCCGAGUUGGAGCGGGCAGUGGACGAGGGCCGCGCCGUGCCCCCCCUGCUCGAGUGGCUCAAACACCCCCGGGACCACCGGGGACCCGACGGCGGCCGCGUCGCCUUCCAAAGUCUGCGCAACUACUGGCAGGAGAGGCUGGACGGGGACGACGACGACGAUGACGACCAGCAGGACGACAGCAUGCUCAGUUGUGCGCUGGAGAACGCUUUUCGUCGCCUUGACUACGAUCUGUCCGUGGAAGCUCAGGUGCACGCGUCGGCAUGCUCUCAAAGAGGCCGGUCUCCAGCCGAGAAAUCGAACGAGCCCUCCCCGCUGCGGGUGGCGCUAUCCGGCUGCACAGCGUGUGUGGCGCACGUGCAGGACGGCAUCCUGCAUGUUGCCAAUCUCGGGGACAGCCGGGCCGUCCUGGGCGUGCAGGAAGCAGAUGGACGCUGGACGGCUGUCGGUCUGACCAACGAUCACACCGCCGACAACCCAGAUGAGCUGCAAAGGGUCCUGGGAGCUCACCCGCCAUCCGAGCGCCGGACGGCAGUGCGGCAUCACCGCCUGCUGGGCUUGCUGUUGCCGUUCCGGGCCUUUGGGGACGUCCGCUUCAAGUGGCGUCCAGAGACCCUAGCUCGACUGUACGAGACGCGGCCCGACCUCCGCGAGGGGGCCCGCGCCCUACCACCGCCACCCCACUACUUGACCCCGCCUUACCUGAGCGCCGAGCCGGAGGUCACACGACGCCGUAUCUUGCCGUCUGACAAGUUUGUGGUUCUGGCAAGUGAUGGACUUUGGGAGCUGAUGCACCGACACACCGCCGUACAAAGGCUGGCGGAACACCUCAAAGACCUCCGGGAGCAGAAGCCCAUCAUCGCCAGCGCGGGCACGACCCUGGCUGACCUACGGCGCCUCCUCCUGGAGAGGAGGGGAAGGGUGCGGUCGGUCCCGGAGGACCACAACGCUGCAACCCACCUUCUGCGUCACGCCUUGGGGGAUGACGGCUACGGGGGUGUGGCCACAUCUCGCCUUUCCAAGAUGCUCAGUCUGCCCCCUGAGGUGGCCAGGAGGUACCGCGAUGACAUCACCAUCACCGUCAUACACCUGAACGAACCCCACCUCUGACCUAUCAACUCCCAACAGAAACAACGGUCCGUGUACACACAGGUGCAUGUGUGUAUUUACUACUGUGUAGCCCACAUUUAAACAGCUUGAAAGCAUGUAAUGUCCCCCCCCCCAAAAAAAAAGACUUGUUUAUGACUUGAAAAUAAAGUUUAAUCAAGGAUUUUAUUAGAAAACCAAGACAAAUGUUUGACGUCAAUGAUAGGGCCUCCUCGCAGCUCACAGAGCUCACUCAUUGGACAGCACGGGUCCGCGCUCGAUGGAGGCCACCCCCUCGACAUUUUCAACACGACAGAAAGUCAACAGGAAGUAGCUUAC